CGCCGCCGACUCGGCGCUGCGGGCUGGAGCGGGCGGCCGGGCGGCUGCCUGUCCAGGCCGGGGCUGGCCGCGCCUCGCGUCGCGGUGCAGUGCGCCGGGUCUCCGGGAGAUGGCUUCUCCGCUCCCGCCCGCUGCUCCCGCUAUUGUCUCACCCGGGGUGGCCUGACUCUGCGGGCUCGCGCACGCUCCGGACCCGGAGGGCUCCCCCGCGCCCGCGGAGCGGGUCCCGGCGCCCUUUCCUGCCUUACCCGCCGCCCCGGGGUGGGGGCCCCAGGGCCGGCGCUCGCGGCGGGCAGCGCGGAGAGGGGAGCGGCCCGGGCGCGGGCGGUGCGCGGCCGGCGCGCCCGGGUGCUGGGGACGCCUGGAGCUGCGGAGCCGGCAGCCCGCGUCGCCGAGCACACGCCACGUCGGGUCUCGCAGGGAAGCCCGCAGCGAGCACAGACUCCGAUGGGUUAGCCCCGCCCAGCCCGGGAGGCCUUGAGACGCAUGAGGACUUGAGGCUUGAGCACGGGAGCAGUGAGGUGUCUCCACACUGCCUCUCAUCUCUUCCCUCCGGUGCCCAGACACCAUGCCAGAAUCCUGUACACCUGACACUGGGAGGAAGUAGAAGACUUCCUUGUCUCCUCUGCUCCCCAUCCUCACCAUGUCUUCGACUCAGGGCAAUGGGGAACACUGGAAGUCCCUGGAGUCGGUGGGCAUCAGCCGCAAGGAGCUGGCCAUGGCCGAAGCCCUGCAGAUGGAGUACGACGCGCUGUCCCGGCUCCGGCAUGACAAGGAGGAGAGCAAAGCCAAGCAGAACACAGACUCCGCUCUCAUCAGCUGGGAUGAGCCCGUCCUAGACUUCUACAGCAAGCCAGCAGGAAGGCAGAAGGACCUCAAACUCUUACGUGGUCUUUCUGGCUCCGAUCCUACCCUCAAUUACAACUCACUCUCCCCACAGGAAGGGUUAUCCAACCACUCUACCUCCCAGGGCUCCCAGCCUGGCCCGGAUCCCUGGCCAAAAGGCUCUCUGGCUCGAGACUAUCUCUACAUCUUUGAUGGUUCAGAUGAGGGGCUCUCUUUGUCCCCGGGGGACAUAGGACUGGGGGACAUAGAUGGCUCUUCCAAGAAACUGUCCCCACCUCCUCUGCCUCCCCGUGUCUCUAUCUGGGACACCCCUCCACUGCCUCCCAGAAAGGUGUCUCCCUCAUCCUCCAAGAUCUCCCAGCCCAAUGACUUCAACACGUUCUCUUUGGUGGAGCAACCUCCAGGCAAACUGCUGGGGCGUCGCAUCCUAGAGGAGGAAGAGGAGCGGGGGGGCGGGGGUCCGGGGCGCGUCCUGGGGCCUGUGGACUAUGACGGUAUCAAUGAUGCGAUCACGCGCCUCAACCUGAAGUCCACCUACGAUGCGGAGAUGUUGCGUGACACCACCAGGGGCUGGAAGGAGGGCCGGGGGCCCCUGGACUUUGGCGGCAAGGACACUCCUGGGAAACCUGUGGCCCGGAGCAAGACCAUGCCCCCUCAGGUGCCGCCGCGCACCUAUACCUCCCGCUACGCCAAUGGGAAAAAUAAGACCCCGGGCAAGAACCGCCGGAUUUCCGCCACGCCGGUGGACUCACGGCGCCAUGCUGUUGCCAAUGGCCAUGAAUUGUUUGAGGUCUCAGAGGAAAGAGAUGAGGAAGUUGCUGCGUUUUGCCACAUGCUGGAUGUCCUUCGAUCUGGCUCUGACAUCCAAGACUACUCCCUCACCGGAUAUGUCUGGAGUGCUGUCACCCCGAGCCCAGAGCACCUCGGGGAUGAGGUCAACCUGAAGGUGACUGUGUUGUGUGACAGCCUACAGGAGCCACUCACUUUUACCUGCAACUGUUCUUCCACUGUAGACUUGCUCAUCCACCAGACUCUGUGCUACACCCACGAUGAACUGAGGGAUGUGGACGUGGGGAACUUUGUGCUGAAGCCCUGUGGGCUGGAGGAGUUCCUGCAGAAUAAGCAUGCCCUGGGCAGCCACGAGUACAUUCAAUAUUGCCGCAAGUUCGACAUCGACAUUCAGCUACAGCUGAUGGAGCGGAAAGCUGUACGCAGUGACCUGGCCCGGACGGUGAAUGAUGACCAGAGCCCCUCCACCUUGAACUACCUCGUCCAUCUGCAAGAGAGGCCAGUCAAACAGACCAUCAGCAGGCAGGCCCUGGAUCUUCUGUUCGACACAUACCAUAAUGAAGUGGAUGCUUUCCUGCUGGCUGAUGGGGAUUUCCCACUGAAGGCCGACAGGGUGGUCCAGUCCGUCAAAGCCAUCUGCAACGCCCUAGCCGCCGUGGAGACCCCUGAGAUCACCAGCGCCCUCAACCAGCUGCCCCCCUGCCCCUCCCGCAUGCAGCCGAAAAUUCAGAAGGAUCCCACUGUCUUGGCUGUGAGGGAAAACCGAGAGAAGGUUGUGGAAGCUCUGACAGCCGCCAUCUUGGACCUGGUGGAGCUAUACUGCAGCACGUUUGAUGCGGACUUCCAGACGGCCGUGCAUGGGAGCCGCAAGCACGAUCUGGUCCAGGAGGCCUGCCAUUUCUCUGGGCCCCUGGCCUUCACUGUCUAUGCCACCCACCGCAUCCCCAUCACCUGGGCUACCAGCUAUGAAGAUUUCUACCUCUCCUGCUCCCUCAGCCAUGGCGGGAAGGAACUAUGCAGCCCCCUGUACACCCGAAGGGCUCACUUUUCCAAGUACCUCUUCCACCUGAUCAUCUGGGACCAGCAGAUCUGCUUCCCUGUGCAGGUGAACCGGCUGCCUCGGGAGACCCUGCUGUGUGCCACACUCUACGCUCUGCCCAUCCCCUUGCCUGGGAGCUCCUCAGAGGCCAAUAAGCAGCGGCGUUUGCCGGAAGCCCUGGGCUGGGUCACUACCCCACUCUUCAACUUCAGGCAAGUCCUGACCUGUGGUCGGAAGCUUCUGGGCUUAUGGCCAGCAACACAGGAAAACCCCAGUGCCCGUUGGAGCGCACCUAAUUUCCACCAGCCAGAUAGCGUCAUCCUGCAGAUCGACUUCCCCACCUCAGCCUUCGACAUCAAGUUCACCAGCCCCCCUGGAGACAAGUUCAGCCCCCGCUAUGUGUUUGGCAGCCUCCGGGAGGAAGACCAACGUGUGCUUAAGAACAUCAUGCAGAAGGAGUCCUUGUACUGGCUCACCGAGGCUGACAAGAAGCGCCUGUGGGAGAAGCGAUACUAUUGCCAUUUGGAGGUGAACUCCCUCCCCCUGGUGCUCGCCAGCGCCCCCAGCUGGGAGUGGGCUUGCUUGCCCGACAUCUAUGCUCUCCUGAAGCAGUGGACCCACAUGAAUCACCAGGAUGCCCUGGGGCUCCUGCAUGCCACCUUCCCGGACCAGGAGGUGCGAAGGAUGGCCGUCCAGUGGAUUGGCUCGCUGUCGGACGCUGAGCUCCUCGACUACUUGCCUCAGCUUGUGCAGGCCCUGAAGUACGAGUGUUACCUGGACAGCCCCUUGGUGCGCUUCCUCCUGAAACGAGCCGUCUCUGACUUGAGAGUGACUCACUACUUCUUCUGGCUCCUGAAGGACGGCCUCAAAGACUCUCAGUUCAGCAUCCGCUACCAGUACCUGCUGGCAGCCUUGCUGUGCUGCUGUGGCAAGGGCCUGAGAGAGGAGUUUAACCGCCAGUGCUGGCUCGUCAAUACCCUGGCCAAGCUGGCCCAGCAGGUCCGAGAGGCCGCCCCAUCUGCGCGGCAGGGGAUCCUCCGCACGGGCCUGGAGGAGGUGAGGCAGUUCUUUGCCCUGAUCGGCUCCUGCCGCCUGCCACUCAGCCCUAGUCUGCUGGUUAAGGGCAUCGUGCCCAGGGACUGUUCCUACUUCAACUCCAACGCUGUCCCUCUCAAGCUGUCCUUCCAAAAUGUGGAUCCACUGGGCGAGAACAUCCGUGUCAUCUUCAAGUGUGGGGACGACCUUCGCCAGGACAUGCUAACCCUGCAAAUGAUUCGCAUCAUGAGCAAGAUCUGGGUCCAAGAGGGGCUGGACAUGCGCAUGGUCAUUUUCCGCUGCUUCUCCACUGGCCGGGGGAGAGGGAUGGUGGAAAUGAUCCCCAAUGCCGAGACGCUGCGCAAGAUCCAGGUGGAGCACGGGGUGACUGGUUCCUUCAAGGACCGGCCCCUGGCAGACUGGCUGCAGAAACACAACCCCGGGGAGGACGAGUAUGAGAAGGCUGUGGAGAACUUCAUCUACUCCUGUGCUGGCUGCUGCGUGGCCACGUAUGUCCUGGGCAUCUGUGACCGGCACAAUGACAAUAUCAUGCUGAAGACCACCGGCCACAUGUUCCACAUAGACUUUGGCCGCUUCCUGGGCCAUGCUCAGAUGUUCGGCAACAUCAAGCGGGACCGUGCCCCCUUUGUCUUCACCUCGGAUAUGGCGUAUGUCAUCAACGGGGGUGACAAGCCUUCCAGCCGCUUCCAUGAUUUUGUUGACCUUUGCUGCCAAGCCUACAACCUCAUUCGCAAGCACACCCACCUCUUCCUCAACCUCCUGGGCCUGAUGUUGUCCUGUGGGAUCCCCGAGCUCUCAGACCUGGAGGACCUCAAAUAUGUUUAUGAUGCUCUAAGGCCUCAGGACACAGAAGCCAAUGCUACUACCUACUUCACCAGGUUGAUUGAGUCCAGCCUGGGCAGUGUAGCCACAAAGCUCAAUUUUUUCAUCCACAACCUGGCUCAGAUGAAGUUCACAGGCUCAGACGACCGGCUGACCCUUUCCUUUGCCCCCCGAACACACACACUCAAGAGCUCUGGCCGCAUCAGUGAUGUUUUCCUCUGCCGCCACGAGAAGACUUUCCACCCCAACAAGGGCUACGUUUAUGUAGUAAAGGUGAUGCGAGAGAACACUCACGAGGCCACUUACAUCCAACGGACGUUUGAGGAGUUCCAGGAAUUACACAAUAAGCUACGGCUGCUCUUCCCUUCUUCCCAACUGCCCAGUGUGAUUUGGUGUACACCUUCUUUCACCCCCUGCCCCGAGAUGAGAAGGCUGCGGGCACCAGUGCAGCUCCCAAGUCCUCAGCAACUGCUCCAGGAUGGGAAUGACCCGGAUCCCUACGUCAAGAUUUACCUCCUCCCUGACCCUCAGAAAACCACUAAGAAGAAAACCAAAGUGGCCCGGAAAACCUGCAACCCCACGUACAAUGAGAUGCUGGUGUAUGAUGGGAUCCCCAAGGGAGACCUGCAGCAGCGGGAGCUGCAGCUGAGUGUGCUGAGUGAGCAAGGAUUCUGGGAGAACGUUCUCCUCGGGGAGGUGCACAUCCGUCUGCGAGAGCUGGACCUGGCCCAGGAGAAGACUGGCUGGUUCGCACUGGGAUCUCGAAGUCACGAGACCUUGUGAGCCCAGCAGAGCCCUCCCCUUUCCCCCCUCCCCUGCCCAGGACCCCAGGCUGCUGGGGGAGCCAAGGGAGAGGACUCAUCCCCUGCCCCAGGGGCCCUUUCCUUGCGAAGGGGCAGGGCCCUCGGUGGGCCUCCCCUCUGUCCGGGCGGAUCGGGCCUCUGUGACAGGAGGUAGGGAGAGUAAGAUGCUCUCUGCUGUCCCCUCCUCUGCCAAGUGAAUUUGGGUUCAUUGUGAUGAGCAGCCCCUUGGAGGCUGUGAGGUGGCAGCAAAGUUUUAAGUUUACCUUGUGUCAAGGGAGCAAUGCCUGGUUUGGGGUGAGUGGGGUGGGCUGUAUGAAGUAGCAUUUGCGGGGAGGGUGGGUGGAUUAUGUUUAUUUUUAUUUUUAAAAAAUGAAAUAGUAAUGUUGUCCUGACUGGACAGGAAGCCUCAUGCGAAGGGACUUCACAUAUGCCUCGGAAGGCAAGAGAGGAAGACUAUUUGGACUUUUUGUAUGAUUAAGGUUCUUAUUGGACUUUUCCUUAGGUUUUUGUUUGUUUGCUUCUCUGUUUUUCGUUUUUGUUUUUCUAUCUAUAGGACUUACUUGGGGAGGGGCCCAGUGGGUCCUCGGUUAGAGCCCUCCCUCUCUGAAGGCAGGUCAGGGAGGGGUGGGGAGGGCGGGUGUGCUGGACUGAGGCCUGUGCGGGGCCUUUCUGAUUUUGCCUCCAAAGGAGAGCGAUGUGAUACCUACGUGUGUAAGGAAGGGCCUUCCGAAUGGGGCUCUCAGAGGACCUGUAUUCAGGGACCUGGGCUCUCUCAGGGGGAGUUUUUCAUCUCAUCUUCCCCUACUUUGCUAGGACUUGCCCUGAAUACUGUCUUCUACCCCUCCAUUCUCACGGCCCCCCUGGGGACCGUCUGGUACCCGCAGAUACGCUGGGGGUGCUCCUCCAUAGGUCUCUCUCCCUUCCUUUUUCUCCGGUGGGAUAAAGUGCUGCUUCAGCUUUGAUUUGCUUCCACCCAAGGGUGUCCCGGCCCUGGGCAGGGGCCUCUCGGCCGCAGAUGCCGGGGGGGGGGGUCCCAUCAACCCACCACACCUCUCCUUUUUGUGUGCUGCUUUCCCCAGCUCCAUUUCUGUCACACUUUUUUUUUUUUUAAGAAUUUCCCUCAUUCUGUGGGGCCAUAAACCUAUUUAGUCUGGAGCCAAAGGGAUGCCCUAAGUGGAGGAAAGGGGCCUGGGGUGGGGGAUUCCAGUGAUGUUCUUUGGUUUCGAGGAGGCUGGAGUGGAGGGCAUGGUUGAUCCCCUGGAGCUGAGCUGGGAGGGAGAGACCGGGGCUCUUAGCUCUUAGCCUCUUUAUUCCCUACCAGAUGGACUUCAGAUUCACUCUUGCGCUUUACUCCAGAGGGUUGUAUUCCUUGGAAAAAGAGGGAGAGACUUCGAAAUUGAUAGGAACUUUUUAAAGCAGACUUGGCUGGAUGUACCCCAUGAGGGGGGCACGGAGGUAAUCGAGGAAACUCUCAACCAUCCCUCUCCCCAGCUUCCUUCUCAGCUCCAAGGAUCAGAAAUCCCCGCCUUGGCUGACUCAUUCCAUAACUGGAGAAAGAAGCUCCAGUCACUGAAGCCACAGGGUAGCAAGGAAACCUAAACUUUUAUUUUAGGUUCAAAAUGUCAAGGAUCAAGUAGCCACUGUGGGGAAGGGGGUGGGGGAGGUGGAGACAGGGAUGGAACUUCUCCAGAUGAACGGACCAUAGUUGUGUUACUGGCUCUUUGCCCGGGGCUCAUUUUAUUUUGACCUUCUGUGCCCCUGACGUAAAGAGGUCUGUGUACUGUACCCACUUCCCAGACAUCCUUGUGUCUGCUACUUUCUCUGGAAUUGUAUUUUCUAAUAAAUGACACUUGAGAAAAACAAAAA
Messenger RNA from Zalophus californianus (California sea lion), 7221 nucleotides. RefSeq names its product phosphatidylinositol-4-phosphate 3-kinase catalytic subunit type 2 beta (gene PIK3C2B). The transcript has 32 exons. Bases 644 to 5335 code for a protein of 1563 amino acids. Gene Ontology annotation, molecular function: 1-phosphatidylinositol-4-phosphate 3-kinase activity; 1-phosphatidylinositol-3-kinase activity; phosphatidylinositol binding. Lineage: Eukaryota; Metazoa; Chordata; Mammalia; Carnivora; Otariidae. The record is from RefSeq and is a predicted model, not a curated record. Gene Ontology annotation, cellular component: cytoplasm; plasma membrane; phosphatidylinositol 3-kinase complex. Gene Ontology annotation, biological process: phosphatidylinositol-mediated signaling; phosphatidylinositol-3-phosphate biosynthetic process; cell migration.